Messenger RNA from Lineus longissimus, 2957 nucleotides. RefSeq names its product probable Bax inhibitor 1. The coding region runs from base 223 to 930 and encodes 235 amino acids. Gene Ontology annotation, cellular component: mitochondrial membrane. NCBI's taxonomy places the organism in Eukaryota, Metazoa, Nemertea, Pilidiophora, Heteronemertea, Lineidae. Gene Ontology annotation, biological process: negative regulation of endoribonuclease activity; negative regulation of RNA splicing; cellular response to unfolded protein. The transcript has 7 exons. The record is from RefSeq and is a predicted model, not a curated record. Gene Ontology annotation, molecular function: enzyme binding.
AUUUAUGAUGAUGUGUCCUUACUUUAGUAACGAGUUACAAUUCGAUUUAUGAGCUUAUUUGGUUAUCAGCGAGUUCUUUUAGGCAGAGAGAUACAUUUUCAACGUCAAGGAGGUGCCUGAAUAACAGUUUUUCAGUUUUUUCCUAUUCAAGAAACGAAACUUUCUCAACCAGGAAGUGAUUUCAGUUGUCAAAACCCUAAGCGACGUACAAAUAUCAGAAAAAUGGCGACGCAACCACAAUUUGACCGAUGGGCUGCGGCCUUUAAAUUUGAUAAAUUAGAGAAGCCUGUACGAGUCCAUCUGAAGAAUGUCUACAGUUGUUUGGCCAUUGCCAUGCUGUCGGCAGCAGUUGGUGGAUAUAUCCAUCUCUUCACAGGAAUUUUCCAGGGUGGCCUCCUGACAUCCCUGGUGUCCAUUGGCCUGCUGGUCCUCCUGGGUAUCACCCCGAACACAAGGGAGAACCUUAUGAAACGACUGGGAAUGUUGGUCGGAUUUGCGUUCUGCUCCGGAAUUUCAAUGGGUCCGUUGAUGAGCAUGGUUAUACAGAUUAACCCAAGCAUCGUACCGACUGCAUUCAUGGGAACGACUGUCAUCUUUGUCUGCUUUAGCCUGUGUGCUUUACUCAGUGAUCAGAGGACCUGGCUUUAUCUUGGAGGCACUCUGUUCUCCGGCCUGUCCCUCCUCAUGAUGCUGUCCCUGUUUAACAUUUUCCUCGGAUCGCGCCUCAUCUUCGAGGUGAACCUCUACCUUGGCCUGAUCAUCAUGUGCGGCUUCAUCCUGUACGACACGCAGCUUAUCGUGGAGAAACGCCGGCGCGGGGAUGAAGAUUACAUUUGGCACUGCAUCGACCUCUUCAUUGACUUCAUCCAGAUUUUCCGUAAACUUAUGAUCAUCCUUUCAAGCAAGGAAGAGAAGAAAAGGAGGAACUAGAGCAAUCUGUAAAGUAGUGUCAACACCAGGACUAAUAACAGUGUUAGAUUUCAAUGAGUUUGGCCUCAAAUCUGUCAAAGCCAGCGGUGUAGGGUCGUACAUUUCUUUGGGCUUGCCAGUGUUCCUGAGGUAUUGCGUGCUGUUGAUACUAGGGUUAGUGUUAAUUUUUCAGAUGCUUUAUAAUGCUUUCAUGCGAGAAUCAUUGCUAAUUCAGAUUGGAGUACUGGAAAGCCUAAACCAUCAGUAGCAUUUAGCUCUUAUUGGGCCAAUCUAUGCCGAUCAUUUUAUCUAAAACUGUUAGUAGUCCUAAAGAUUCAAAUUCUAUUUAAAUUAAAGUUGUAUACACUAAAUAUUUUGUAAUCUACAGGGCGUCUCAUGUCAUUUUGAAGGUCAUAUGACAUACACCAAACCAGUUGUUGUUGUUGGCAAUUUUGAUGAAGAAUCUGUAGACGAUACAAUUAGGUUUAUUGAGUCCUAGUAGCAUUUUGUAUGGGCAUUAAAAAGUUCAUGCCAGAAUUGCUGUCCUUGUACAUGCAUGUCAUUUUCAAUCAUGUUCCUGUAAUUCAGUGUUAGGACUGAUAGUGAUAACCUGUCAUUUCAUACUAAGUCUGUUGCCUGAGAUUGAACCUGAGUUAAGCGCUUUUGAUAUCUGGACCACAAACUCAAAAUGGCUGUUCUGUAUCACAGAUUGAAACAUUUUAAUUGCCUUCAACUCGUUCGACAAAAAGCCCUUCACUGUAAUUCACAGCCAUGUGGGUGACAUCAGUAAAUCUAGCUUAAGAACGUAUACAAUUUCAUUCCUGUCUCGUUAUUGCACAGGAAAUGUGAGUGAUUAUUCCACUGUGAAGGUCACCAAUUUGUGCCUCCUUGCUGUAAAUUAACCACAGUUAGUUUUUUUUUGCGUUUUAUGUAUUGUCUGUCAGUGAAGUCAGAUGUAUUUGUUCCCAUUCUUUGUGUUUAUGGUGGUGUUAUCAUUGGUAUGUACCACAACCUGUACAUAUCCAGACUAAUUUAAUGACAUUCAUAUUAAUAUUUUAAACAGUAUCCCUGAGUUAAAGAGCGGGUUGUUUAGCAAGGAAUUUCAAAUAAAUAUAGUUCAUGUAAAGGAAGAGUAGGCCAUUUGUCUGAUGAUAAAGAAUACCAAAAACAUUCAGUCCAUAUGUUUUGAUUUAGUUCUUUCCCCGGAAGUGAAAUUUUGAUAUGGUUUUCCCUGUCGGUAAUCUUAUGCAAUACCCAAAGAUUUCAGUACCCAGGUAGCGUUCUUAUCAAUACACUGGUGAUAUCCAUAGUGUGUUUGGUACAAGUGAAUAAAGGCUCUGUGUGUUACAAAUGGAUGUUUUCAUGACUGUCUAUGGGCGGUUAUUUCCGCAUAAAUAGAGGUUGUCUCAAAUAGACAUUUUAUGUCGUGUUAUGACUCGAAUAGACGUUUGGUGGCGCUUUUCAAAUAGACAUACACUCAAAUAGACGUUUGGUGGCGCUCGUAUCUCAAAUAAACAUAUUGUCGUGUUUUCUGAUUUUUGUGUAUAACUCAAAUAGACGUUUGGUGGCGCUUUAUUUGAGAUACGAGCGCCACCAAACGUCUAUUUGAGUGUAUGUCUAUUUGAGAUACGACACAAUAUGUUUAUUUCAGGUACGUCUCCGUUAAAACGAGCGCCACCAAACGUCUAUUCGAGUCAUAACACGACAUAAAAUGUCUAUUUGAGACAACCUCUAUUUAUGCGGAAAUAACCGCCCAUAACUGUCUGUUUACCAACACGCUUGGUAGGUUUGAAAAGCUCAUCACAUGAUCAGUAUCAGGACAGUUGCAUCAUCAUAACAAGAAUGCUGGCGACUCUUCUUUCUGUUUCAAGCGAUUUUGUUCUUUUUUGACUACAAACCUAUGUAAAUGCUGGUAUGUGUAUGGUUGUGUUUUUUUGUCUCCAUUGGGCCUUGCACACCCCUCCUGGCUCAUUACCUGAUCAAUGUAACAUAUUCAAGAUGUUCCCUCUGUUAUGCUUUAUCUGCCAAUAAAAUGUCAGUUGAAGAUA